AUGGCUUCAACCCAACAAGGUACAAAGCGGAAACGCUCUCCCCACGCUGAUGGCAACAAAAGACCUGCUAAGAAGGCUAUUAAGAGGGGUCAAAGGUCUGACACUGUGAAUUUAACUGGAAAACACCGGGUAGAGGGUAUGGAGGAUCUUCCAUCGAGUCUUCGACGCAAAAAUAUUGCGGAGUGUGUUGUCGAGUUUAUAGAUGAACUUCAAACAGGUGGCGAUGAUUCAUUAGCUCCGAGAGAAGUUGGCCCUCCAACCAAUCACACGAUUAUCAGGUUGAUCUUCCAACAUGAGGUCCCAAAUAAUGCUAGUUAUGCACCAGCUGGCUCAAAAGGGGUUAUAUUGCAUUUUUAG
Molecule: messenger RNA, 357 nt
Organism: Penicillium angulare
Lineage: Eukaryota; Fungi; Ascomycota; Eurotiomycetes; Eurotiales; Aspergillaceae
Exons: 1
Coding region: 1-357 (118 amino acids)
Source: RefSeq, a predicted model, not a curated record